Staurois parvus is the source of this 540-nucleotide messenger RNA. The record is from the annotation of a GenBank genome assembly. Lineage: Eukaryota; Metazoa; Chordata; Amphibia; Anura; Ranidae.
GUCAGCAGUCUCUGGUCAUUCCCUUCACUGUCUGCAGUCUCUGGUCAUUCCCUGCACUGUCUGCAGUCUCUGGUCAUUCCCUGUACUGUCCGCAGUCUCUGGUCAUCCCCUGCACUUGUCCGCAGUCUCUGGUCAUCUCCUGCACUGUGUCCGCAGUCUCUGGUCAUCCCCUGCACUGUCCGCAGUCUCUGGUCAUCUCCUGCACUGUGUCCGCAGUCUCUGGUCAUCCCCUGCACUGUGUCCGCAGUCUCUGGUCAUCCCCUGCACUGUGUCCGCAGUCUCUGGUCAUCCCCUGCACUGUGUCCGCAGUCUCUGGUCAUCUCCUGCACUGUGUCCGCAGUCUCUGGUCAUCUCCUGCACUGUGUCCGCAGUCUCUGGUCAUCUCCUGCACUGUGUCCGCAGUCUCUGGUCAUCCCCUGCACUGUGUCCGCAGUCUCUGGUCAUCCCCUGUACUGUGUCCGCAGUCUCUGGUCAUCCCCUGUACUGUGUCCGCAGUCUCUGGUCAUCUCCUGUACUGUGUCCGCAGUCUCUGGUCAUCUC